AUGGAGGCCUUCAUUUCUGCAGUCCUUGGCGACCUCGUCAGCAGAUCAGUAUCCUUCGUCGUCGAAAGAUACUACCGGCGGCACAAGGGCGCAGCGGAGAACCUGCAGCGGCUGCGCCGUUUGCUGCUGCGCAUCCAGCUCAUCGUCGAGGAGGCUGAGGGGCGGCGCAUCACAAACCAAGCCAUGCUCCGGCAGCUCCAGAUGUUGAGAGAAGCGAUGUACGAAGGCUCCUACCUGCUUGAUACUGUCAUGUACCGCAUGCUGCAGCAAGAGAGUACCAAUUACAAAUCUCGUGGUCAGUCAUCAUCUGCCCUGCCCAAAUUAGGUCCAGCAAAGCAUGUGUGCUUCUGUUCCAGGAGGGUGAACACACCAUGUCAAGGUGAUGGGGUGAAGGAGGUGCAGGAGAUGCUUGGAAGCCUGCGUGGCGUCAUCGACGACAUGGCGGAGUUCAUCGUCUUCCUGAAAUCAUAUCCUCCCAUCAGCCGUGAGCCAUACAGCAAGUACAUGUUUCUCGAGAAGUGCAUGUUUGGGCGCCAGGUGGAGAUGGAGAAAAUUACCAACUUCUUGCUACAACAAGAUCCACCCGGCACGGAAAGUCUACAGGUGCUUCCCAUAGCUGGUCCAGCAAGAGUUGGCAAAAGCACUCUUGUGGAGCAUGUCUGUUACGACGAGAGGGUGCGCAACCACUUCUCUUCCAUAAUCCUAUGCAAUGGAUAUCCUGCUGCUCCGGAAGGCGGCAGAGUCAUGAAGGAACAAACCCAUGAUUCACAUGGAAGGUCACUUGUUAUCGUGGAGCUUGCUGAUGAUUUUGUUCUAGACGAGCAGUGCAAGAAGUUGUGCUCUGCAGGAAGGCACAUGCCACCAGAAAGUAAAGUUAUCAUCACAAGCCGAUCGGAGAAUAUCGCGAAACUUGGAACAGCAGGAGCUAUCAGACUGACUUUUUUACCCCAAGAAGCUUACUGGUACUUCUUCAAGGUGUUGGCCUUUGGGAGCACAGAUCCAGAGGAGCAUCCAGAGCUAGCAUCCAUAGCUAUGGAAGUCGCAGAAAUGCUUGGUGGAUCUUUCUUGGGCGCUAACACUGUCAGUGGGAUGCUGAGAGCUAAUCUUGAUGCCCGGUUUUGGCGCAAGAUCCUCGCGUUGCAGAGGAACCAUGUAGAGAGGAAUACCCUCCGUUUUGGGGAACAUCCGCAUAGUCUUCUUCAGAAAAACCGGACUGUUUAUCUUUGGACUAUGUCCAACAGAGCCAUGUGGUUCAAAGUUCACUAUCGUGAAAAGCGUUAUCAUGAUCAUGAGGUUCCGAAGAUAACGCUGCUUGAUGUUCAGACUGGAAGUGCUGAAACUCAUGGCAAGUUUGAAGUCGUAGUGUGGAAAUCACGCAUACCCCCGUACCACAGCUACCUGAUGAGCUGUGAGAUGGAGGCGCCAAAUCUGAUGGUCAAGAAGAAGCGGCCUCACUCCAUGAUGUGA
This is a messenger RNA of Setaria italica (foxtail millet), 1467 nucleotides long. RefSeq names its product disease resistance protein RGA2. The record is from RefSeq and is a predicted model, not a curated record. The coding region runs from base 1 to 1467 and encodes 488 amino acids. Gene Ontology annotation, molecular function: ADP binding. NCBI's taxonomy places the organism in Eukaryota, Viridiplantae, Streptophyta, Magnoliopsida, Poales, Poaceae. The transcript has a single exon.